GGUGGAUGGAGAUCGACGGUACGAGUCAUCCUUGAAUCGCUCCUACGACACGCUCUAACUCGAAACGAAUAAAAAGUAGCCGGUGCUGUUGCACCCAACAGUACCUGUUUCCACGCCGAGGAUCUCGCCGUUCACCAGGAAGCUAGAUGGCACGUUACGCGGAGGACGUUUACUACGAGUUCGCCAUUAAACUGACCCACGAUGCUGCCCAAAUACUCAAGACAGCCAUCAACGGUAUGAAGAAAGUUGACGAGAAGUUAGGCGACUGGGACUUGGUAACCGAAUAUGAUCGGAAGAUAGAGGAUGUCAUCAUUGGCAAUCUUAAAUCCAAAUUCCCGAACCAUAGAUUCAUAGGCGAGGAAUCGACUGGAAAAGAACUUCCGGAAUUAACAGACGAUCCAACGUGGAUCAUAGAUCCCAUCGAUGGCACCACCAACUUCGUUCACGGUUUCCCGCACACCUGUGUCGUGAUUGGUCUGGCAAUUAAGAAGGAAAUGGUGAUUGGUAUCGUUUAUAAUCCUGUUCUCGAGCAGCUGUUCACCGCGAGGAAAGGACGUGGAGCGUUCUUAAAUGAAAAACCCAUAAAAGUUUCCACGGUGCAAGAAUUGUCAAAAGCUUUAGUCUGCCUGGAGGGUGGUUUCAUAAAAGUGGACGAACUCAGGGAGAAAACUCUUGAAAGAUUACGAAUAAUUGUUCAAAAGGUGCAGGGUAUCCGUACGCUCGGCGUGGCGGCCUUAUCAUUGUGUUAUGUUGCGAUGGGAAUCGUGGAGGCUUAUUACAUAGAGGGGCCAGGAAUCUCAACAUGGGAUAUCGCAGCAGCGUCGUUAAUCAUCUCCGAAGCAGGUGGUGUCGUCGUUGAUCGCGUAACAGGAGAGAAGAUUGAUAUCAUGAAGCCAAGGGCAAUUGGAGCGUGCAAUGAACAAAUCGCGAAGGAGAUGGUCAAACUUAUUCGCGAAGCGGAUCAAACAGUGGAACGAAGAAAUAAAUAAUAAUAAAAUUAAGUUGCUAUAUACUGUACAAUAAAUGUACUAUA
Messenger RNA from Osmia bicornis bicornis, 1033 nucleotides. Its product is annotated as inositol-phosphate phosphatase-like. The record is from RefSeq and is a predicted model, not a curated record. Gene Ontology annotation, molecular function: inositol monophosphate 1-phosphatase activity. The transcript has 6 exons. Bases 147 to 989 code for a protein of 280 amino acids. Gene Ontology annotation, biological process: signal transduction; phosphatidylinositol phosphate biosynthetic process; inositol metabolic process. NCBI's taxonomy places the organism in Eukaryota, Metazoa, Arthropoda, Insecta, Hymenoptera, Megachilidae.